Molecule: messenger RNA, 984 nt
Organism: Chrysoperla carnea
Lineage: Eukaryota; Metazoa; Arthropoda; Insecta; Neuroptera; Chrysopidae
Exons: 2
Coding region: 136-984 (282 amino acids)
Cellular component (GO): extracellular region
Molecular function (GO): chitin binding
Source: RefSeq, a predicted model, not a curated record
GUUAUCAAAGCGUUCGUGAUUGUAUUGUUAUACACAUGCUUAUUAUAUAUUAUUAACAAUUGAUAAUUUGGAUUAGUACGAUCAAAAUUACUCAAAUUUUUCAAUCAGUAUAUUUUAUCAAUAUUUAUUUUUAUAAUGAAAACCUUAAAAAUCUUCUCAACAGUUUUCUCUGUGUGCUUAAUAAUAUCGCAAAAUGGUGCUGAUCCACCUAUUACUAGCGAGACUUCAUCAUUGGCUACAACCGAUCAACUAUAUUGUUCUAGACAGGGCAUAUCUUGCUAUGAUCGUUAUACCAUUCAAUAUUGUGGAAAAACUGGUGAUUCAGGUUUAGAAUUUACUGUCUCUUGUAAAGUACAAAAUCCUAAUCGUCCUUAUUGUUUGGAAUAUGAAAAUCAUGUAGAAUGUAUACCAGCUGACACAUCAAUACCGCUACAAGAAAAGCCAGAAACAUGUACUAGUCAAGGCUCACGCCCAGAUCCAUUAGAUUGUACUCGUUUUAUACGGUGUGAAAAAAAACCAACUGGUAACGGAUAUUUUGGUUCAGUAGUUAAUUGUCCAAUUGGUACCGGAUAUAACAUUGACAGGGAAAAAUGCCAAACUUCUGGUUCAUGUGCCACAAUACAUUCGUAUUGUUUGGGAAAUGAAGAUAAACUUAUUGCCUAUUCACCAUAUCCAUCAAUUUAUGUUAAAUGUCCUGCUGCAAAUUCAAAAGAUGAAUUUGUCGUAAAACUAUGCAAGGAGGGAUACAGCUUCGAGGAAGAGGUUGGCGCUUGUGAACGGAUUUGCAAACGAGAAGGGUAUAUUCCUAAUAACGAAAAUUGUAAGGCUUAUUACAAUUGUGUGAAAAUUACAGGCGAUUUAUUUUCCAUAUCGUCAAAUAUAUGUCCUCUAGGAACUGGAUUUAAUCGUCAAACAAACGCAUGUGAUGAAAGUAAAGCAAGUUGUUCAAAUUCCAGAUUUAGAAAUUAUUUUAACGACUAUUAA